AGAGGAGUGUUAGCUCCUUUCCUUCUCUACUUUGCUCCUAUUCUUUCUAAGUCAACAUGAGUCGACCCUUUAGUUCCAGGUCUGGGUACCGGAGUGGAAGAAACUUCAGCUCUGGGUCUGCCGGGGUGGUCAGCUUACAGCGCAGGACCACUAGCAGCAGCGUGCGCUCUAGUGGAGGAGGUGGCGGGAGAUUUUCAGGUGGAAGAUGUGGUGGGGGUGCUGGUGGUGGCUUUGGAAGUCGGAGUCUCGUCAACCUUGGUGGCAGUAAAAGCAUUUCCAUCAGCGUGGCUAGAGGAGGUGGACGGAGUGGUUUUGGUGGUGGUUAUUACGCCGGUGGCUUUGGGGGUGGUGGUUUUGGUGGUGGUGGCUUUGGGGGUGGUUUUGGCAGUGGUGGUUUGGGUGGUGGCUUUGGAAGUAAGGGUGGUUUUGGUGCAGGUGGUUUGGUUGGAGGAGGUUUUGGGGGUGGUUUUGGGCCUGUCUGCCCCCCCGGUGGCAUACAGGAAGUCACUAUCAACCAGAGCCUUCUGCAACCCCUUCAUGUGGAGAUUGACCCUGAGAUCCAAAAAAUAAAGUCUCAAGAAAGGGAGCAGAUCAAAUCGCUCAACAACCAAUUUGCCUCCUUCAUUGACAAGGUGAGGUUCCUGGAGCAGCAGAACCAGGUGCUGCAAACAAAAUGGGAGCUGUUGCAGCAGAUGGAUACCUCCACUAGGACCCAGAACUUAGAGCCCUACUUUGAGUCAUACAUCAACAAUCUUAGAAAGAGAUUGGACCAACUGAAGAGUGACCAGUCUCGGAUGAAUUCGGAAUUGAAGAACAUGCAAGACUUGGUGGAAGAUUACCGGAACAAGUAUGAGGAAGAGAUCAACAAACGGACAAAUGCAGAGAAUGAAUUUGUGACCAUCAAGAAGGAUGUGGAUGCUGCUUAUAUGACCAAGGUGGACAUUCAAGCCAAAGUGGACAAUUUGCGUCAAGAAAUCGAUUUUCUCACAGCACUCUACCAAGCGGAGCUGUCUCAGAUGCAGACUCAUAUCAGUGAAACCAAUGUCGUCCUGUCCAUGGACAACAACCGCAACCUGGACUUGGACAGCAUCAUUGCUGAGGUCAAGGCCCAGUAUGAGGAGAUCGCCCAGAGGAGCAAGGCCGAAGCUGAGGCCCUGUACCAGACCAAGUAUGAAGAGCUCCAGGUCACUGCUGGCAAACAUGGGGAUAAUUUGAAAACGUCAAAGAUGGAAAUUUCUGAGCUGAAUCGGAUUAUCCAGAGACUUAGAUCUGAAAUUGACAGUGUCAAGAAGCAGAUUUCUGGGCUGCAGCAGUCCAUCAGCGAUGCUGAGCAGCGUGGUGAGAAUGCCCUCAAAGAUGCCCAGGGCAAGCUAAAUGAGCUGGAGGACGCCCUGCAGAAGGCCAAGGAGGACCUGGCCCGCCUGCUGCGUGACUACCAGGAGCUGAUGAACACCAAGCUGGCCCUGGAUAUGGAGAUUGCCACCUACAGGACCCUCCUGGAAGGAGAGGAGUGCAGGAUGUCUGGAGAGUGUGCCCCCAACGUGAGUGUGUCUGUGAGCACCAGCCACACCAGCAUCAGUGGAGGUGGCAGCCGAGGUUUUGGCUCAGGCGGCGGUAGCUACGGCACAGGAGGUGGCAGUAGCUACGGCACCGGAGGUGGCAGUUACGGCUCUGGAAGCGGCAGCUACGGCUCAGGAGGUGGCGGCGGCGGCGGCGGCGGCAGUAGUGGGGGACACAGAAGUGGUUCUGGAGGGGGCGGCGGCAGCUCUGGCGGCAGGGGUUCUGGCGGCGGCGGGAGUUCCCGAGGCAGCUUCGGCGGCUCCUCGGGAGGCUGGGGAUCCAGCUCUGGGGGCACCAAGACCUCUGGUGGCAGUUCCAGCGUGAAGUUUAUUUCCACCAGCCAUUCCCGAGGCUCCAGAUAAAGAGAUGCUUUUAUCCUAUCCUGUUAGCGCUUCCUCUCCAUUUCUACCAAAUAUGUUUGGCAAGACCAAAGUCAAUUGCCCCAGCCUUAUUGAAGAAAAAAGCUGCCAUUACUUUUAUUGGUUCAUCAUAUCUCCCCAGCUCUUUCUUUUCUGCUCUGCUUCCCAAAGUAGUUUUCAAAUCUUUGGUCACCUCGGUCCCCCACUAUGACCCUGCUUUGUGCUUUGCCUCAGAAACAGUUUAGCCAUCACCACUACACACAAUACAUUUCAAAGCACCUCCUAAGUCAGCCAGAGGAGGGUUAGACGCAGGUCUUCUUUCAUGCACGGAGUGCGCAUGCUCUGGACAGCUCCUUAAU
Molecule: messenger RNA, 2278 nt
Organism: Pteropus alecto (black flying fox)
Lineage: Eukaryota; Metazoa; Chordata; Mammalia; Chiroptera; Pteropodidae
Gene: KRT1
Product: keratin 1
Exons: 9
Coding region: 57-1922 (621 amino acids)
Biological process (GO): intermediate filament organization; keratinization
Cellular component (GO): keratin filament
Molecular function (GO): structural constituent of skin epidermis
Source: RefSeq, a predicted model, not a curated record